Messenger RNA from Acanthosepion pharaonis, 660 nucleotides. NCBI's taxonomy places the organism in Eukaryota, Metazoa, Mollusca, Cephalopoda, Sepiida, Sepiidae. The record is from the annotation of a GenBank genome assembly.
AUGAAUUCUUUCUUUCUUUCUUUUUUCUUAAUUUGUUUGUUUGUUUGUUUCUUUCUUUCUUUUCUUUUUUGUUUGUUUGUUUCUUUCUUUUCUGUCUUUCUUUUCUGUCUUUCUUUCUUUCUUUCUGUCAUUGAUACUCUUUCUUCUCAUCAUGAAUUCUUUCUUACGUUCUUUCUUUUUUCUUAUUUUUUUUUUUUCUUUGUGUCUUUGUUUCUUUCCUUCUUUCUUUCUCUCUUUCUUUCUUUCUUUCUUUCUGUCACUGACACUCUUUCUUCUUAUCAUGAAUUCUUUCUUUCUUUCUUUUUUCUUAAUUUGUUUGUUUGUUUGUUUGUUUGUUUCUUUCUUUUCUUUUUUGUUUGUUUGUUUGUUUCUUUUCUGUCUUUCUUUCCUUCUUUCUUUCUUUCUUUCUUUCUUUCUGUCAUUGAUACUCUUUCUUCUCAUCAUGAAUUCUUUCUUUCUUUCUUUUUUCUUAAUUUGUUUGUUUGUUUGAUUGUUUCUUUCUUUCUUUCUUUUUUUUUGUUUGUUUUUUUUUUCUUUCUUUUCUUUCUUUUCUUUCCUUCUUUCUUUCUUUCUUUCUUUCUUUUUCUGUCAUUGAUACUCUUUCUUCUCAUCAUGAAUUCUUUCUUUCUUUCUUUUUUCUUAAUUUGUUUGUUUGUUUGA